This is a messenger RNA of Octodon degus (degu), 3863 nucleotides long. RefSeq names its product IQ motif and Sec7 domain 3 (gene Iqsec3). The record is from RefSeq and is a predicted model, not a curated record. Gene Ontology annotation, molecular function: guanyl-nucleotide exchange factor activity; protein binding. Gene Ontology annotation, biological process: regulation of ARF protein signal transduction; actin cytoskeleton organization. NCBI's taxonomy places the organism in Eukaryota, Metazoa, Chordata, Mammalia, Rodentia, Octodontidae. The transcript has 14 exons. The coding region runs from base 1 to 3579 and encodes 1192 amino acids.
AUGGAGAGCCUGCUGGAGAACCCGGUGCGCGCCGUGCUCUACCUGAAGGAGCUCACGGCCAUCGUACAGAACCAGCAGAGCCUCAUCCACACCCAGCGCCAGCGCAUCGACGAGCUGGAGCGGCGGCUGGACGAGCUGAGCGCAGAGAACCGCAGCCUGUGGGAGCACCAGCAGCUUCUGCAAGCCCAGCCUCCGCCCGGGCUCGUGGCCCCGUCGUCAGCCCAGCUGCGAGCUCCUGCGUCCGCCUCUCCCGCCGCCCCCGCCGGCGGCGCCGUCGCCGCGGCCCAGGAGCAGCUCCAGGACCACGGACAGCCGCCGCUCGCCGCCCCUCAGCCCUCAACCGAGCAGCCUCCGCUUCAGCACCACGGACAGCUCACGGCGCAGCCCCAGCCCGGCCCGGCCAGCAGGGGUCACCCACCCCAGUCGCCCCACCAGCACCGGGUGACACUUGGGGCCGUGGCCGACAAGGAGAAGGAGCGUCCCCCGAGUUGUUGCGCUGCCGCCGGAGCUCUCCUACAGCACAAAUCCUCGGCUGCCCUGGGCAAGGGCGUCCUGAGCAGGAGACCCGAGAAUGAGACCGUGCUGCACCAGUUCUGCUGCCCAGCUGCUGACGCCGAGCAGAAGCCUGCCUGCUCCGACCUGGCCUCCCACAGUGACGGCUCCUGUGCCCAGGCCGGUGGGGGCAUGGAGGACUCCGCAGUGGCAGCCAGCAGACCCAGUGCCCAUGCCCCGAAGGCUCAAGCCCAGGAGCUCCAGGAGGAGGAGGAGCGGCCGGGGGCGGGGGGUGCCUCCCCCAGGGCUGGCACCCAUCGUGCGGCCUCCCCCGGCCAGCAGCAGCCUGCCCUGGCGACAGCACCCUGCUCCCACACCCCUGGCGCCUCUGAUUACGAACUCUCCCUUGACCUAAAGAAUAAACAGAUUGAAAUGCUAGAACACAAGUACGGGGGCCACCUCGUGUCCCGACGCGCUGCCUGCACCAUCCAAACCGCCUUCCGCCAGUACCAGCUUAGCAAGAACUUCGAAAAGAUCCGCAACUCGCUGCUGGAGAGCCGCCUGCCUCGGCGGAUCUCCCUCCGCAAGGUGCGGGCGCCCACCGCUGAGAGCUUGGCAGCUGAGAAGGCGCUCAUGGAAGGCUACGGGCUUGUGGGGCUGCCGCUGGUGCGCUCGCCCUCGCUGCCGCCCACCUUCGCGGGCACACUCACAGAGCUGGAGGACUCUUUCACCGAGCAGGUGCAGUCCCUGGCCAAGUCCAUCGACGAUGCCCUCAGUACCUGGAGCCUCAAGACCAUGUGCUCCUUGCAGGAGGGUGGCGCUUAUCAGAUCCACCAGGCCCUGCAUGCAGACUCGGGGCAGCCUGGCCUGGAGGGUGAGAUGCUGGAGCCUGAGGGCUCGGGCCCAGGGCUGGGGGAUGAGGCCGUGGAGGCCGCCAGCCUGCCCCAGAGCCACAGCAGCACCCUCAUGAUGGCUUUCCGAGACGUCACAGUGCAGAUUGCCAACCAGAAUAUCUCUGUCUCCUCCUCCACGGCUCUGUCUGUGGCCAACUGCCUGGGCGCAGUGCAGACAGCCCAGGCCACAGCUGAGCCUGCAGCCAGCAGUGGUGAGCAGGACGAGGCCCAGCAGGUCCCUGCCAUGGGCCAGGGGGACACGCCCACAGAGGACACAGGCCCAGAUGCAGCAGCGGUCAGCCAGGCCACUGACACCCACCAGCCAGUCGCUGCUGAGGCGGUGGUGGAGGAGGCUGUGGUUACUGAGGCAGAGGAAGAGGCUGGGGAGGCAGCGAAAGGGACAGAGGCCGAGGGAGGUGACAACUCUGAGCAGCUGAGCAGCAGCAGCACAUCCACCAAAUCAGCCAAGUCCAGCUCGGAGGUGUCAGCGGCAGCAUCCAAAGAGGCCCUUCAGGCCAUGAUCUUGAGUCUGCCCCGCUACCACUGCGAAAACCCUGCUAGCUGCAAGUCGCCCACACUCUCUACCGACACCCUGCGCAAGCGGCUCUACCGCAUUGGCCUCAACCUCUUCAACAUAAACCCGGACAAGGGCAUCCAGUUCCUGAUCUCGCGCGGCUUCAUCCCUGACACGCCCAUUGGCGUGGCGCAUUUCCUCCUCCAGCGCAAGGGCCUCAGCCGCCAGAUGGUCGGAGAGUUCCUGGGCAACAGCAAGAAGCAGUUCAACCGCGACGUGCUGGACUGCGUGGUGGAUGAGAUGGACUUCUCCAGCAUGGAGCUGGACGAGGCCCUGCGGAAGUUCCAGGCGCACAUCCGCGUGCAGGGUGAGGCCCAGAAGGUGGAGCGGCUCAUCGAGGCCUUCAGCCAGCGCUACUGCAUGUGCAACCCCGAGGUGGUGCAGCAAUUCCACAACCCCGAUACCAUCUUCAUCCUGGCCUUCGCCAUCAUCCUCCUCAACACCGACAUGUAUAGUCCCAACAUUAAGCCUGACAGGAAGAUGAUGCUCGAAGACUUUAUCCGAAACCUGCGAGGUGUGGAUGACGGUGCCGACAUCCCCAGGGAGCUGGUGGUAGGCAUCUAUGAAAGGAUACAGCAGAAGGAACUCAAGUCCAACGAGGACCAUGUCACCUAUGUCACCAAGGUGGAAAAGUCCAUUGUGGGCAUGAAGACAGUACUGUCGGUGCCGCACCGUCGCCUGGUCUGCUGCAGCCGGCUCUUCGAGGUGACAGAUGUGAACAAGCUGCAGAAGCAGGCCGCACAUCAGAGAGAAGUGUUCCUCUUCAACGACCUGCUGGUGAUCCUCAAACUAUGUCCAAAGAAGAAGAGCGCCUCCACAUACACCUUCUGCAAGUCGGUCAGCCUGCUGGGCAUGCAGUUCCACCUCUUUGAGAAUGAGUAUUACUCCCAUGGCAUCACCCUGGUGACUCCCCUGUUGGGCUCUGAGAGGAAGCAGGUGCUGCACUUCUGCGCCCUGGGCUCGGACGAGAUGCAGAAGUUCGUGGAAGACUUGAAGGAGUCCAUCGCUGAGGUGACAGAGCUGGAGCAGAUCCGGAUAGAGUGGGAGCUGGAGAAGCAGCAGGGGACAAAGACACUCUCCUUCAAGUCCGGGGGAGCCCAAGUGGAACCACAGUCAAAGCAAGGAUCGCCCACAGCCAAGAGGGACGCCGCGCUGGGGGAGAAGCCCACGGACAGCCCCGGGGAGGUGUCAAUUCACAACAGGCUUCAAACGUCCCAGCACAACUCCAGGCUGGGGACCGAGAGGGGAGCGCCAGCGCCACUGCCAGACCCGCAGCCUAGCCCUUUGAGAGAGCAGCCCCCACCACUGCCGCCGCUGCCACCCACACCCCCAGGCACCCUGGUGCAGUGCCAGCAGAUUGUCAAGGUCAUUGUCCUGGACAAGCCCUGCUUGGCACGCAUGGAGCCCCUGCUGAGCCAGGCUCUCUCCUGCUACACCUCGUCCUCCUCUCAUUCCUGCGGCUCCACACCUCUGGGCGGCCCAGGGUCCCCGGUCAAGGUCAUCCACCAGCCUCCGCUGCCUCCACCCCCACCCCCUUACAACCACCCUCACCAGUUCUGCCCACCCGGCUCCCUGCUGCACCGGAGGCGCUACUCCAGCGGCUCCAGGAGCCUGGUGUAGCUCUGCCCCCAGCAGGCUGCUGCCCUGGGAAGGCUGGCCACCAGAGGGGGACUCAGCUGCACCCCAUGUCCUGGCAUUCCUGCUCACCAACCACUGUUUGGAAAGAGAACCCUGAUCCCUGGCAUGUGGACAUGCUUGAUCCAGCCAUCCUGCCCUUACUCAGCAAGCACCCCCAAACCUGGAGACACCGCCUCCCUCUCCCAAGGCCUUGCACAGCCAGGCAAGGUGACAUCUCGGGCCACCACUCUUCCCAGUUGGGCCAUGGAGCAAGGAAACUCCGAGCU